This is a messenger RNA of Pangasianodon hypophthalmus (striped catfish), 6333 nucleotides long. It is a transcript of the gene ube3c, whose product is annotated as ubiquitin protein ligase E3C. Lineage: Eukaryota; Metazoa; Chordata; Actinopteri; Siluriformes; Pangasiidae. Bases 199 to 3444 code for a protein of 1081 amino acids. The record is from RefSeq and is a predicted model, not a curated record. Gene Ontology annotation, biological process: ubiquitin-dependent protein catabolic process; protein polyubiquitination. The transcript is spliced from 24 exons. Gene Ontology annotation, molecular function: ubiquitin protein ligase activity; protein binding.
CGUGUGAGUAUUUUGUCGGGUGGGCGGGACAACGGCUCUGUUGUGUUUCUGGAAGCUCCCAGCUGGGAAAAGGGGAAAAAGCGGCACAGUUUUUGUUUCGCUUUCUCUGAUUUGUUUUUCUCUCUGUCGCUGAACUGAAUGCUCAUUCAGUAAAACAGGUCAUUUUCGACGCUGCAGCUCGAUGGGAAAAGUGUAGCCAUGUUCAGCUUCGAGGGAGAUUUCAAGCGGACGCCUAAAGUGUCCCUUGGAGGGGCGAGUAAAAAGGAGGAAAAAGCGUCUCUUCUUCACCGGACUCAGGAGGAACGACGCAAGCGAGAGGAUGAAAGGAAAAGGCUGAAAAACGCAAUAAUCAUCCAGUCUUACAUACGAGGCUUCCAGGAGAGAAAACGACAACAUGGCAUUCAGCGAAGUCAUUUCGACCGCUGCGUGUGUGAGAGUCAGUGUUCCUCUGGAUCCACGCUCCCGGAUGCUGCUCCGCUCAGUCUGCUCAUCCGCCGCCUGCUCUUCUUCUACCGCCACAGCGAGGACACACACCGGCUGAUCUGGCUGUGUCAGAGUGUAGUCAAGCACCACGCUCAGUUUGUGAAGCUGCUGGCUGGACCUGAGAGAAGCACGUGCAUGUUCCAGAUUAAGAGGCUUCUCGGACACUGCUGCAGACUCCUGCAGCUGUGUGAAGACGACGGUGUAAACGUGGCCGUCCCCAUGCGCAUGUUGGAGGUGUUUUGCGCGGAGAGGACCUACCUGCCCCCUCUGCAGGACGCCGCCGCAGCCGCCGCGCUCACCGAGCAGGUUUUGCACUAUAUGGUUCAGAAAGGAUACUACAGGACUCUGUACGUGCUGGCCAAUCACAAGUUACCAUCCAGUCUGGAUUACAGCGACGCCCCCUCACUUCCCCUGGCACACACACUGCUGGAGCACACACUCAAACCACUGCACUUUACCUACAGCUCCUGUCCCGCGGGGGCCAGGCAGUUAGUGUUCUCAGCCUUUACAGAAGACUUCAUCUCUCCUCCGUUCACUGAGCAGAUGUUUCACUUCUUCGUGCCGGCGCUGGCGGACCCCAGACUCUGCUUCCCGUUUCACGACUUCCUGUUCUCCCUGCAGGCCACCGUCUCCUCGUCAGACCGGGCCCAGUGUCACGCCCCGUGGCUCUUCUACUUCGUGCUGUCGCUCGGGGAAACGGGCCUCGGCUCUCUGUCAGAAGAAGGGCUGCUGUUGUAUCUGAGUGCUCUGCAGGCUCUGCUCCCUCUGCUUCCUGUGAGCGAGAGCCACACAAGAGCUGACGUCAACAGCGACUCGGAGGACGAGAAUGACGCCUCGACACACCCUCCUCCUGUACAGGACGACAACAGGAUGUCGGUGCAGUUGAUCACACAGCUGUGUGUGCAGAAGUUGGACUCGAAGCAGCAGACGAACGCGCUGCUGUCUCUGGUGUGGAGAGACUCAGCCAGCGAGGACGUCUUCACCAUGAUGGCGUCCAUCUGCCACACCCUCAUGGUGCAGCACCGCAUGAUGGUGCCCAGAGUCAGGCUCCUGUACAGUUUGGCCUUCAACGCUCGCUUCCUCAGACACCUGUGGCACUUAAUAACGUCCAUGAGGACCAAAAUGAUCACAGGGUCUCUGGUGCCGUUGCUGCAGUUGAUGUCUCGCGGCUCUCCCAUGUCUGCUGAGGACUCGAGCAGGAUCAUCCCUCUCUUCUACCUGUUCAGCUCGCUGUUCAGCCACUCGCUCAUCUCCAUCCACGACACAGAGUUCUUCGGGGAAGCCAUGGAUGGUCAGAGGCAGGCGUCCAUGAUGCCGUUCUCUCUCCCGGAGUUGGUGACUCUGUCCCGGUGUUUGCGUGAUGCGUGUCUGGGGAUCAUCAAGCUGGCGCAUCCCGAGACCAAGAGCGGCCACAGGGAGGAAUACGCAGCCGCCUUCCGCAGCGUCGGAGUCAAAACCAGCAGCCAAGUGCAGCAGCGCAUCCAGAACCAACAGAAACGCUGGGUCCAGCUGUUCAAGGUGAUCACGAACCUGGUGAAGAUGUUGAAGGCGCGGGACAUCAGGAGGCCGUUCUGCCCGAAGGGUCACUGGCUGUCCGACGAGGUCAACAUCAGGGCUGAUAAGGUGACUCAGCUGUACGUGCCGUCUGCUCGACACGUGUGGAGGACGAGGCGUAUGGGCCGAAUCGGACCGCUCCAGUCCACGUUAGAUGUUGGCUUGGAGCCUCCGCCCCUGUCUGUUUCAGAGGAGAGACACCUGGCCAUCCUCACAGAGCUGCCGUUUGUCGUGCCUUUCGAGGAGAGAGUCAAGAUAUUCCAGAGGCUGAUCUACGCUGAUAAACGGGACGUACAGGGGGAUGGCCCUUUCCUAGACGGCAUCAACAUCACCAUCCGGAGGAACUACAUCUACGAGGACGCGUACGACAAACUGUCUCCGGAGAACGAGCCCGAUCUGAAGAAGCGUAUCCGCGUGCACCUGCUGAACGCUCACGGCCUGGACGAGGCCGGCAUCGACGGCGGAGGGAUUUUCCGCGAGUUCCUCAGCGAGCUGCUCAAGUCGGGGUUCAACCCCAACCAGGGCUUCUUCAGGACCACCAACGAGGGGCUGCUGUACCCGAGCCCCACGGCCGAGAUGCUCACGGGCGAGAGCUUCACGCGUCACUACUACUUCCUGGGUCGGAUACUGGGCAAGGCUCUGUAUGAGAACAUGUUAGUGGAGCUGCCGUUUGCCAGUUUCUUCCUGUCCAAGCUGCUCGGGACCAGCGCUGACGUGGACAUUCAUCACCUGGCCUCGCUCGACCCCGAGAUGUACCGGAACCUUCUGUUCCUCAAGAGCUACGAGGGAGACGUGGAGGACCUGGGCCUGAACUUCACCGUCGUCAACAACGACCUGGGAGAGGCUCAGGUGGUUGAGCUGAAGCAGGGGGGGAAGGACAUCCCGGUUACCACGGCGAACCGCAUCGCCUACAUCCAUUUAGUGGCCGAUUACCGCCUGAACAAACAGAUCCGCGCUCACUGCCUGGCGUUCAGACAGGGCCUGGCCAACGUGCUCAACCUCGAGUGGCUGCGCAUGUUUGACCAGCAGGAGAUACAGGUGUUGAUCUCCGGCGCACACGUGCCUAUCUGUCUGGACGACCUGAAGAAAUUCACCAAUUACUCAGGAGGUUACUCGCCCACUCACCCGGUCAUCAAGAUCUUCUGGGAGGUGGUGGAGAAUUUCAGCGACGAGGAGAAACGCAAGCUGCUCAAGUUCGUCACCAGCUGCUCACGUCCUCCUCUGCUGGGAUUUAAAGAGCUCUACCCUGCCUUCUGCAUCCAUAACGGGGGGAACGAUCUGGAGCGCCUGCCCACCGCCAGCACCUGCAUGAACCUCCUCAAGCUGCCCGAGUUCUGCGACCAGGAGCUGAUGAGGAACAAGCUGCUCUACGCCAUCGAGUCGUCCUCGGGCUUCGAGCUCAGCUGAGAGCCAGCGGGACGCCGUUGCCUUGGUGACCAAAUGGGGGGGGCGGGCUCUUUAUUCCUAAACGUGAGGCGAAAGAACAAAAUGCUUGACAUGCUUGGACACCGAUGCUGGAAAUCUGAUGAAGGACAACGGGGACACCGAGUUUUUAUUUUAAUCCUGAACACGGAUGAGUCAAAACUGCGUCAAAGGAAGUGACUGCACUGCUCGAGACGCCAUCAUUCAAAGCACUGCACAUCUUAUAAAAAUUAACAUGCGAUGCAUAACUCACCAAAGAUUUUUGCUAGGUUAUUUUUGUAGUGCUGGUGCUGGACGUUUAAGAAGAGACGUAGGAACGCUAACGAGAUGCUAGCUGCGCUCUCUGACGUGACUGUGAGGAAGAUGUAGCUUCGCCAACAAAGACAGAGGUUAUUCAUGCUAACACAAGGAUUUAGCUUUGCUCUGAUUAGACAGCCGAGCUCUGUAGCUGUGCUUAUAAACCCUGCGCAUAAGAGCAUAUUAGUAGUUUAGCAUUAGCAGCAGUACGUCGUGAUUUUUAGCUUCGCUAAUAACAGGCUAUCAAGAGUGACGUAGUAGCUACAAGGAAACUCCAUCUGUCUUUUUUCCCCCCAUUCAAAAUUCUGAGAGGAAACUUUUAAAUUGCUAAUCGCGUUCUGACUUUGCAGUCUUAAAACACGACUGUUUAGAUCAUGAAGAUGCAAGAUCCGCUCAGAGGUGUGCUAUUAGCUAUGUAGCCACUUGCACAGUGUACAGUAUAGUUGAUGUAAUUUUUUUUCCCCUCUAACUACAAAGAAGAACUAGCUAGCUAGCUAACCACCUAGUAUGCUUAAUACCUGGUGUGCUAAUUAUCUUCCAGCCACUUAAAGUAGUCCCCUAAUUGGCUCGUCGAACAUAGCUAGUCAGAUGUUUGUUUUUUCUUCUAAAUAGGUAGCAUUUUACUUCUCCUCUUGAUCCUACCAUGCUAGCUAGCCAGUGGGUUAAUUAAUUAGUUUGCUAAAUAGCUAGCAGAGACUAUUUUUAAGUUGUGAUAUAGAUAAGUUCAGUAACUAGCUAAGUAAAACCCAGUUUGAGCUUAGCAAAGCUCACGUAUAUGUUUAAGUAUUACAUGAUUUUGCUCUUACAUUCCUAAACAGCUUCAUCCACCACUUUUGCUGGUUUUAAAAGGAAAAUCGCAUCAGCUCGCAGUGCCUUCUGGGUAACGUUCUGCUUCUGGAUCCUUCAGGCUUCCAAAGGUUCAUCUCACCAACAUUUCUUCACCUGACAGUGUAACAGAACAUCUGCAGGGUGUUCAAGCAAAGUGAGACGUUUCUGGAGAUGACUUUAAAAAAAAAAAAAAAAAAAAAAAAAAAAAAAAAAAGCUUGGCUUUGUUUUAGAAUUUCAUCAAGGAGGAAACAUUUAGACCUUUUAGGUUGGGGUUUCUCUUUACAUGAUGACUAAUGAAGAGUUCAAGCACUAAUACUUGUGUGUGAGUGUGUGUGAGUGUGUGUGUGAGUGUGUGUUCAGGGGUGGACAAAUCAGCAACCCAGGACUGGCAUGUUGCGUGUCGAGUGUUUUAUUCAUAGUUGCGAGCAGGAUUAAUAGGUGUAAUAAGACUUCUGAGCAAGCCGUUAGCAGCUUCUUUUCUCUCGUCCACCAGCCAGACGAAGAAAAAAAUAAUAAAUAUCCUAUUGACUUAAAAUAAAACAUUUUUUAACUACAUGCAUAUGUUUAAACCAUCCGUUCACCUCAUUUUUUUAAUGCUUUAGGGUUCUACUCAUCACCUGCUGCUCUACACGCUAAUCAGUCAAGAAUGCAUUCCAGUCAUCGUCAGGAGCUAUUUUCACCACUUGCAUAAAUUAAAUGAUAUUUUUUCUUCUUACGAAUCAGCAACACGAAGAGACGUGGAAAUGGUGACGAACCCGAGCAAAAUGUAAAUCGACGAUGAGGAGGAUAUAAGGACAGGAUGAGGAGGAUGGCUACACAGAAUCUUUCCCGAGCCAGGAACUGAAAUAUUCCCUUCAUUAUUCAGCAGUAAUGCACUUCCAUACAUAACUCGCUUGUUAUUCUUGGAGGUUAAAUUAAAUUAGCCUCUAGAUUUCCGAAUGAUUUUAUGAUUUGUCCAUCCCUGGUGCUGAAGGAUCGACUGACGGUGUGAACAGGUUAGCGGUCACGUGACAUUUUUAUGAACGUUUAUACCAUUUGCAGAGGUAGUUAGUUAAUUAGUUAGUGAGUGGUUUUUCUAUAAACGUGUGCGCUUUUCUCUCUCUACAUGGUCAGUUUUGCCUCAGCAUGGCCGUGUUCGUUUUGUGCACUGAACAAGCAGCACGUCCUCUUGACUCGUCGAACGUUGGCACUAAACCUGACGUCUGUGCAAUAAUGUACACUCUCACGAAGCCGCCUCAGUACGUGUAGGAAUAAGCAUUGCGAUUGCUGCUUUACGCUCUCCAGCUCCAGCACGUGCCUGUUCAUUUCUCUGCUGUUUGCCUUUGGUGUUUUUUUUUUUUUUUUUUUUUCCUGAAUGAAUAUGAGUGUGUGUCGUUCUCUCUUGCACAGUGUUUCAGAAAUUCUUCCUUUGUCUCUUCUGUUUAACUCUAUAUAGCAGGACGAUCUCGCAGCAUCCCUGUUAAUGAUUAAAAAAAAAAAAAAAAACCAAAAGAAAAAAAAAAGUCGACUCUGCCCCGUCUACAAUCUCAACUCAAGGUGAAAUCCGCAAUACGCCGUUAAGGGCACGGGACAUCAGACUGCUUUGAAAUCCACCGCUGUUGAGACGGUAACAGCCAGCGUGCCCUGAAAGAUCUCAAAUAAUAAUAAUAAUAAUAAUUAACACCAUGUUCUGAGCACAGAGAAAAAUAUCUAUGUAUCAGAGUGUAUGUAAAAAUGAUUAAAUAUGUUUUGGGGGAUUUUAUUUGCAA